AUGUUCUUUCCUAAAUUUCUGGACCUUACAGAACAGCACACACUCCUUCAUGCUGCCCUUCACAAGCUAGAUUCAUUAGAGAAUAGAGCCUUACGUCGCCGCCGCAAGGACUUCUUGUCAACGCGUUCUCCCAUCCCUGAAACAGCUCAGACAGUGGAAGAUUUUUUCCCCGAUCAGUAUUACGACUUCCACGAGGGCCAUUUCGACGGCGUCAUAAAGCAUUUCCGAGAGACUCACGUAUCUUCGUGGGGGAACGCCGACUCCCCUGCGCUAUCCGCCGUCAUCGACCGACUCCGCACACUCUAUCCCAGCGAUUCAGAGACCCAGAUGCAUGUUCUGCACCUCGCAUCGGAUGGAGAGAUCCUGCCGCACGUCGAUAAUGUCGGAGCCAGCGGAUCCUGGAUAUUGGGCGUCAGUCUAGGUGCCACACGAGUCUUGCGUUUGGAGGACACAGAUGACGCUGCGCCUCGGGCACCCUUUAACCUUCCGCUGCCGUCAGGGAGCGUUUAUAUACAAAGAGACUCCAUUCGAUAUGGUUACAAGCACUCCAUACUGCGAGCAGAAGAUCCAUCUCGUGGACAGCGUUUGAGUGUCAUGGUUAGAGAUAUUCUCCCAAAAGGUGCUAAUAUUCCUCUUGCGAUGUAA
Molecule: messenger RNA, 645 nt
Organism: Heterobasidion irregulare TC 32-1
Lineage: Eukaryota; Fungi; Basidiomycota; Agaricomycetes; Russulales; Bondarzewiaceae
Exons: 4
Coding region: 1-645 (214 amino acids)
Biological process (GO): fatty acid metabolic process; DNA damage response
Cellular component (GO): mitochondrial matrix
Source: RefSeq, a predicted model, not a curated record